AUGUCAACAGAAGAUACACCGUUACUCUCAGAUGGAACAUCCCCAGACCCCCUCCCCAUCAAAUCCACCAAACAAAAUGAGGAUGCGAAUUCAAUCGAUUCUUACCCCGAGAACCCGGCGUUCGCAAAACGUCUUUUGAGAAAAAUUGAUUUGAGACUCAUGCCUUUGAUGUUUAUCACUUUCAAUUUUAACUAUAUUGAUAAAACGAUCUUAAGUAGUGCGGCUGUGUUUGGGUUGGUUGGGGAUACGCAUCUCGUCGGUAACCAAUUCAGCUCCAUAUCAAGCAUGUUCUAUUUCGGCUAUCUAUUCUGGGAAUACCCUGGUGUUUACCUAAUCCAAACACUCCCAGUCGCAAAGUACAUUGCAGCCGAUAUAGUAUUAUGGGGAGUUAUUGUCGCGAGUACAGCGGCUUGUACAUCUUUUGAGGGAUUGAUGGUUGCAAGAUUUUUUACAGGAGCGGUGGAGGCGAGUAUCAGUCCGGCGUUUUUGUAUAUUACUUCGAUGUGGUACACGAGGGAUGAGAUGCCCAGUCGGAUGGGAUUGUGGUAUGCGGGGAAUUCUUUUGGAGGUGCGAUUGCUAGUUUGCUUUCUUUUGCGAUUGGGCAGAUUCAUUCUUCUUUGAAACCUUGGAAAUGGUUGUAUAUCAUUUUCGGAUCAGCAACAACGAUAUGGGGCUUUGUUGUUCUCACUCUUCUUCCAGAUAGUAUAUCCAGUGCAAAAUUCCUUACUCCUGAAGAAAGGAAGUGUGCCGAGGAGAGAGUUCUCACGGCAGGAACUGGGGUUACUAUGUCCAUCAAGAAUGAGUGGAAAGGCGAACAAGUUAUUGAGUGUCUACUUGAUCCUAAGACUUGGUUUUGCUUCUUUAUUUCUUUAUUUACCAUGAUUCCCAACGGCGGAACAACCAGUUUCGCAAACCUCGUCAUAACCGGCUUCGGCUUCACCGGCCUCCAAUCCACGCUCGUUAGCCUCCCCUCCUCCCUAAUUUCCUUCCUCACCAUCCUCACCACCGGCUACCUCGCCUCCACCUACCGCAACAUCAUCACGCUGCUCAUCCCCACCAUGCUCCUCUUCCCAAUCCUCGGUUCCGCCCUCAUGAACUGGGCUCCCCUCGAUUCCUUAAAACUGACCGGUUUCUACAGCAUCGGUUUCGCUCAUGGUACUAUUCCUCUAACUAUGAGUCUUAUCGGUGCAAAUACAAGAGGCACGACGAAAAAAAUGACAAUGAGUGCUUGUAUGUUUGUGGCAUAUUGUGUGGGGAAUAUGUUGGGGCCGCAGUUAUUUUUGGAGAGUGAGGCGCCGUAUUAUAGCACGGCUUUUGUGGCGAUAUUGGGGUUUUAUUGUGCGGCGGCUUGUACGGCGGUGGGGUUGAGGGUUUAUUUGGUGGGGGUUAAUGGGAGGAGGGAGAGGGAGGAGAGUAUUGCGGGUGUUGCAGGUGGAGUUGUGGAGGGUGUGGAGGUAGAGGUGGGGAUGGGGAUGGGAGAGGACAUUACGGAUUUGAAUACGAGGGGGUUUAGAUAUAGAUUAUAG
Messenger RNA from Sclerotinia borealis F-4128, 1527 nucleotides. NCBI's taxonomy places the organism in Eukaryota, Fungi, Ascomycota, Leotiomycetes, Helotiales, Sclerotiniaceae. The record is from the annotation of a GenBank genome assembly.